CGUUAACUCACUUCACUUUUCACAUUGGUAGUUGAGGCCAAACGCCCCAAUCAACGUUAGUUACGUUACUUUACUUUUUCAACCGGUUUCUCUUAAGUUUCUUCAGCUUAAUUCUUCGUUUCAUAACAAGGGACAAAUAGAUUCACUCACAGAAACAAACAACCAUAUGGCCAAGUUUUGGACUUUGAUCACACAGCUUCAUUCCCUAGCUGGGCCGAUUUUGACGUUAUUGUACCCUUUGUAUGCAUCGGUGGUAGCGAUAGAGAGCCCAUCCAAAUUGGAUGAUGAGCAAUGGCUAGCAUAUUGGAUCAUCUAUUCGUUCCUGACCCUUGCGGAAAUGGUUCUUCAACCCAUUUUAGAGUGGGUACCUAUUUGGUACGAUGUGAAGCUAUUGGUGGUAGCAUGGCUGGUUUUGCCGCAGUUCAAAGGUGCUGCUUACUUGUAUGAAAGGUUCGUGAGAGAGCACAUAAGGAAAUAUGUAACGGAGAGGGAGCACCAUCAGGUCCACCACAAGGACCAUAACAAGCAAUUACACGACAAAAAGUCACCCAAUGGAGGCAAGGCCAAGAAGAAGUUCGUUGAUUUUAUCAUACCCAACAAAGAACAGCUGGGGGAUCAGGAGGCGUAUUGAAUUGUUGGGAAGGACGGUGGUGAUCUUUGGUCUUUGUAACAUCUCCACUUCUAAUUUGGUUAUAUGUAAUAUGUGUGUUUCGCUUUUGAAUUUGCCCUCAUGUCUCCCAUUUGUAUGAUUGUAUCCACCCUCUUGUUGCAUCACUUUCUCAUAUCGUGUAUGUAAAGUGAUUUCUUUUUUGAGUCACCUUUCACUUACGUGCUGUAAUUUCAACUUAGCCCAACACGAAAGUAAAACCAAAUUCCUUUCUCAGGAUGUAUCUCAAAAGUCAAAUCUCAGUAUUUUUAUUCU
Messenger RNA from Gastrolobium bilobum, 922 nucleotides. Its product is annotated as HVA22-like protein e. The record is from RefSeq and is a predicted model, not a curated record. The coding region runs from base 167 to 631 and encodes 154 amino acids. The transcript has 5 exons. Lineage: Eukaryota; Viridiplantae; Streptophyta; Magnoliopsida; Fabales; Fabaceae.